This is a messenger RNA of Aphanomyces invadans, 2572 nucleotides long. RefSeq lists its product as hypothetical. The record is from RefSeq and is a predicted model, not a curated record. Gene Ontology annotation, biological process: protein deubiquitination. The transcript is spliced from 2 exons. Gene Ontology annotation, molecular function: cysteine-type deubiquitinase activity; protein binding; zinc ion binding. Lineage: Eukaryota; Oomycota; Saprolegniomycetes; Saprolegniales; Verrucalvaceae. The coding region runs from base 88 to 2466 and encodes 792 amino acids.
CUAAUAUUAAAUGAACACGUACUUUCCUUUGGAUUCGCUAUCGAUGGGACGUGAGGCUCAUUUUGCAUUCGCAUCGUUCGUGGAAGCAUGGGGUUGGAGAACUUCGGCUUGGUGAAGGUGGCGAAGGAAUCGAGCGCAGUGUACAAGGACGAAUGCGUCCUCUCCUUCGACACGCCGUUCACCAAAGGCGGGCUCUACACGAACCUGAGCACGUUUGAAUCGUUUGGUGAACUCCACCUUGCUGACGACAUUGCCAAGACCAAGCAAAAGGUGUACCUCCAUCAGCAAUUUGUCCGCACGGGAGUUAAGAAGCAGGUGCUGGAGGAAGUCAACAAGAUGGCCAUCGGCGUCGACGGUGGUUUCAAUGACGACCAAGUUGAAGUGAACAAGACGCAGACUGUUGUGUUUUUCGAGGGCGAGGAAAAACGCUCGUUCGAGUUGACGGAUCCAUCCCUUCCUGCCUUGAUCCGCGAUUCCGUGAAAUCUGUGCUGAACCAUCAAGGGAACUAUGUCACGGAGCAGGUGAAAAGUUGGCAAGAGGAGAUUGCCGUGUCCCAGUAUGCAUUCGACCUGAUUCAACUGCCAAAAGAAGACUGCGCUCCGAUUUCAGGCAAUCCUUCAACAUGGGUGUGCAGCAGUAAAACUUGUGACAAGAAGGAAAAUCUGUGGAUGAACCUUUCUGACGGUUAUGUCGGGUGUGGUCGCCGCAACUUUGACGGCUCGGGUGGAUGCGGCGAAGCUUUGAGACAUUUUGAAGACACGGGACGGAACUUCCCGCUCGCGGUUAAGUUGGGCACCAUUACUCCUGCCGGAGGAGGCGACGUGUACAGCUAUGCUGAAGAUGACAUGGUGCUUGAUCCAAACCUCGCAGCACACUUGCAUCAUUUUGGCAUUAAGGUGGACGAACUUACAAAAACGGAAAAGACAAUCAACGAAUUGAACGUGGAGCUCAACAAGAACUGGGACUUUGAUUCGAUCAUGGAAGAAGGCAAAAAUCUCGAGCCAAUUUCUGGACCGGGAUACAUUGGCCUUGUGAACUUGGGCAACAGUUGCUAUGUGAACUCGGUCCUUCAACUCUUGGCGGCAUUGCCCGAAGUUCAAGAGCGAUACUCCAACCCAACAACACCGGUUGCGGCAUCUCCUGCGACGGACUUGUCGACCCAGUUUGCAAAGUUGGUCAAAGCUCUGCACUCGGAUCGAUAUGUUGGCGAGGAACUGCGACCACUCAUGCUUCGGUCCGUGGUGGGCAAGAACCACGCCGACUUUUCGUCGAACCGACAGCAAGAUGCGGUGGAGUACCUUCAACAUCUCCUAGACGCCCUCGAGGCCGCGGAGGAGAGAGGUUCGUCGUCGUCGACAACAAAGCCGCUGUUUACGUUCUCCAUGGAAGAUCGCCUUGAAUGCACUACUUCUCGUCAGGUGAAAUACGUGCAUCGCAGAGAAAACUUGUUGCAGCUUGCAAUUCCUCUCGAUGCAGCCACCAACGCUGACGAAGUGCAAGAAUUCAAGCGCCAAAAACUCGAAACGGACCUCGAGAACAAACAAGGUCGCCAGAAACCGGUCGUCCCCCUCGUGCCAUUCGACGCGUGCAUUCACGAAGCGUUUGCACCGGAGCUCCUCGACGGGUUUUACUCGACGGCGUUGGGACGCAAGGGCCCUGCUACGAAGACGACUCGCUUCCAGACAUUUCCCAAGUAUCUGCUGGUGCAAAUGCGGCGAUACUACGUGUCGGACGACUGGACCCCAAAGAAAAUGGAAGUGUCGGUACCAGUGCCAGAAUCGUUGGACUUGUCGUCGUUCCAAAGCACGGGCAAACAAGCACACGAAGUGCUAUUGCCGGACGGUGGCGAUGCUGCGACGUCCGCACUGGCGGCUCUCGAACCCGAUGCAGCACUGGUAGCUGAGCUGGUGGCGAUGGGAUUUUCCGAAAACGGAUGCAAGCGAGCUGCAUUGGCAACGUCGAACGCAUCAACUGAAGUCGCGAUGGAAUGGAUUUUGACCCACAUGGAAGAUGCCGACUUCAACAGUCCUGUGGUACCUGUGACUCGUGGCAGGUCGUCCAGCGACGGCCCGUCUGCCGACGUGGUUGCGAACUUGACGAUGAUGGGUUUCAGCGAAGUCCAAGCGAAGUGUGCCUUGGACCAGACUGGGGGCAAUCCAGAUUUGGCCGCCGAAUGGCUGUUUAGCAACAUGGACGACCUCGAGUCCAAGGUUCGAGACUUCGAGCGCAAGCAAAAUACCUCGACAUCCGACGAAGACAUCAAAUCCAAGUGGGAGAGCGUGAGCCAUGGCGAGUACGAAAUGGUUGGGUUUGUGAGUCACAUGGGGAACAACACGCACAGCGGCCAUUACGUGGCCCACAUCAAAAAGGACGAAAAGUGGAUCUUUUUCAACGACGCCAAGGUCGCGAUCUCGGACACUCCGCCGUUCGGUGCAGGGUACAUGUACUUGUUUCGUCGGAAAUAGAGGUGUUCGUAUCCAUCCUUCUUGCUUGAUGCCAUUCUAUAGAUGCACUAGAGGCACUCAUGGCAUACCCGGUUGCGUCGACGGUGGCCACGCAUGCCUUCUGGAC